Colletotrichum fioriniae is the source of this 1248-nucleotide messenger RNA. RefSeq lists its product as uncharacterized. NCBI's taxonomy places the organism in Eukaryota, Fungi, Ascomycota, Sordariomycetes, Glomerellales, Glomerellaceae. The record is from RefSeq and is a predicted model, not a curated record.
AUGGACUCUUCUGCCCAGGCACGCCAGGUUCUGAUCGCCGAUCUCCCGCGAGAAGGUGAUCUCGCGCAUCACACCAACGACGGGCGACCCACCACACUGAUCCGAACCGAGAGCAACGUUGGCAACUCAAACCCAAACCCAAAUCCAAGCCCAAGCCCAGAUUUAAGCCUAAAUCCCGGACAUCUCGAAUUACCAUCAUCCGUCGACGUCGCAAGCCUUUAUGCUCAGGUUGCCAAGCUCAACGACGCGCUCGCCAAGUUGGAAGAUGAGGUGCGCAGCGAGCCUUACAUCAACUCAGAGGCAGAGUGCCGAGCCGCCGCCGGAGACGUCGAGAAGCUUCUCAUUAGUUUGGCGCAACGCGCUGCCAAGAAGACGGGUUUAGAGAGGUGUUUCCCGUGUAAAGGGCGGAAGAAGAGGGAUCUGCUGAGGAGGCAUAUCUGUGUUGUGCAGGAGACGUCCAAGACUGUCGGUAUGACGCAUCUCCGGGUUGCCGAUGCGUUUUCUGGGCUUUGCAGGACGGCGGAUGGUCUAGGCAAGGAUGUGAAGAGACUGGCUGGAGUUGUUGGUGAGGCAAAAGAUGAGUUUGAACGGGAGAGGGUAAGGUGGAAGGUGCUUGGGUGGCGGGAGAGAAUUCUGAGGGACGAGUUGGAGUGCGUUGAGGCGCGGAUGUCUGCUAUGAGCAGCGACAGCAGUAGCGGGCCGGUUCCUGAUGGACACGGGGACAGUCCUGUCGAAAGUGCGUCUACUGCUGCGACAGGCGAUCAAGAUACCACCGUCGAGGAGAUGAGAUUCGAGAUGGAGCCGAUGGUGACGCUGCCCUCGGAAUCGGAAGACUACGCACAUAACCCCACAGAAGAUGAUCUUGGCCAUCUUGUUGAACAGCUCCAGCACCUUAAAGACGACCGCGACGCCAGGAAACCCGGGAACGAGAUGGACGAGGUCCGCUUAGAGAUCAUGGCGGCUUCGCUCGAGCAGUUGUUCCUGGUGAAGCACGGAGAUCUCAGCGUCGAUUUGCAGAGACGGGUUAGAGCGCUGACAGAGGGAGGAGAGAGGUGUCUUGCUGUCGCUGAGGGGUUAGAGAAGCUGAGAGAGUCGAAUUAUGGCGAUUUGGUGGGUGGGUUAUGCGACCUUGCGAAGAAGCCGGACGCGGAGAGCAGGCGCAAGGUGGUGAACAAGGCUAAGGCGACUGGGCGUUUGGGUGCUUCUUAUCGCGGGGUGACGACGGCCGAGUACCUUAUGAUGAGAUGA